ACCUCCGUUCACGACGAUCUCUCUCUCUCUCGCAUUCGUUUUUUACCGGCUUCAAUUUCGUGCCGGCGGUUCCCUCGCUCAAUGGUGAUGGAAGACAACGAGAGCUGCGGGAGUAGAGUAGUGUUAAACGACACGUCGUCUUCUCCGGCUCAGUCCCAGUCGCGUCAACACCGCCUGAAGCUUCAGGUCUACAAUGAGGUUCUUCGCCGCCUCAAGGACUCAGAAAACGACGAGGCUCUUCUCCCUGGCUUUGAUGAAGACCUUUGGGCUCACUUCAACCGUCUCCCCACUCGGUAUGCGUUGGAUGUGAAUGUGGAGAGGGCAGAAGAUGUGUUGAUGCAUAAAAGGUUGCUGCAUUUGGCGCAUGAUCCAGCUCAAAGACCGGCGAUCGAAAUCCGGCUUGUACAGGUUCAUCCAACCACAGAUGGAAAUAUAGAUUCUCCGGGUAAAGAAGCUGCCCAAAGCCCAAAGUUAUCUAGCAGACAAAGUUUACAUCCACCUCCAGCAUUUGGCUCAUCACCCAACCUUGAAGCCCUUGCACUUGAAUCGAAUAAAGCUCAUGAUCAAGAUGAUGAACAGUCUGUACAUGCCAACUCACAGAUGAGUCGGCCUAUGCAUGAAAUCACUUUCUCAACAGAUGACAAGCCAAAACUACUCAGCCAGCUGACUUGCUUGCUCGCGGAGAUUGGGCUGAACAUCCAAGAAGCACAUGCAUUUUCCACGCUGGAUGGUUACUCCUUGGAUGUCUUUGUUGUUGACGGCUGGCCUUACGAGGAAAUUGAGAAGCUCAAGUCUGCAUUGGAAAAGGAAGUUUUGAAGAUUGAGGAACCGUGGCCAAUAUGUCGAUCAUCAUCUUCUGGCAGUGAUCAUGACCAAGUAGUGAUCAAAUCUGAAUCUAAUCAUCUGACCAUACCCAAUGAUGGGACUGAUGUAUGGGAAAUUGAUCCUAAACAGUUAAAAUUUGGGAACAAAGUUGCAUCUGGAUCCUGCGGUGAUCUAUACAAAGGUACAUACUGUAGUCAAGAAGUGGCCAUCAAAGUCCUCAAGCCUGAGUGCGUAAAUUCUGACAUGCAAAAAGAUUUUGCCCAAGAGGUCUUUAUUAUGAGGAAAGUUCGGCAUAAGAAUGUUGUGCAGUUCAUUGGUGCAUGUACCAAGACUCCAAGCUUGUGUAUUGUAACAGAGUAUAUGUCUGGUGGAAGUGUGUAUGACUACUUACAUAAGCAAAAGGGUGUCUUUAAGCUUCCCUCCUUGCUUAAGGUUGCAAUUGAUGUUUCUAAGGGAAUGACCUACUUGCACCAUAAUAACAUAAUCCACAGGGAUUUAAAGGCUGCCAAUCUCUUGAUGGAUGAAAAUGAAGUUGUCAAGGUUGCUGAUUUUGGGGUUGCCAGAGUCAUAUCUCAAUCAGGAGUAAUGACGGCAGAAACUGGGACAUAUAGGUGGAUGGCUCCAGAGGUUAUUGAACACAAGCCGUAUGACCACAAAGCUGAUGUUUUUAGCUUUGGAAUUGUGUUGUGGGAGUUGCUGACUGGAAAGCUUCCGUAUGAGUACCUGACCCCACUACAAGCAGCUGUUGGAGUGGUCCAAAAGGGUUUACGGCCAACCAUUCCAAAGCAAACUCAUCCAAAGCUUACUGAGUUGCUUGAGAAAUGCUGGCAACAAGAUCCAGCAUUAAGACCCGACUUCUCAGAAAUCAUAGAGAUUCUGCGUCCAUUAACCAAGGAGAUUGGUGAUGAUGGAGAAGAAAAACGCAAGGCACCAGGAGGGUUUCUGUCCGUCCUUAGACGAGGUCAUCACUAAUUAAGACACAUAUUUAUAACAAAAGCAAAUGACUACAGCAUGGGGAAUUCCCCAUCUAUUUUCACAUAUCAUGUACAGUGUUACACCCUCAUAUCUGUCUUUUGCAGUUCAUAUGAAAGUCAAUUUUUUAACAACCGA
This is a messenger RNA of Argentina anserina (silverweed cinquefoil), 1935 nucleotides long. Its product is annotated as serine/threonine-protein kinase STY46. Gene Ontology annotation, cellular component: cytoplasm. The transcript is spliced from 16 exons. Gene Ontology annotation, biological process: signal transduction; protein phosphorylation. NCBI's taxonomy places the organism in Eukaryota, Viridiplantae, Streptophyta, Magnoliopsida, Rosales, Rosaceae. The coding region runs from base 82 to 1797 and encodes 571 amino acids. Gene Ontology annotation, molecular function: protein kinase activity; ATP binding. The record is from RefSeq and is a predicted model, not a curated record.